CCCAUGAUGCCUCAUUCCUAAACACGUCCUUCACAUGGCAACGACUUUGUAAACAAUUCGGAGAAAUUUCUUAAUAUAUUACAACAUUUUAUGCAAUUUUGAUGUUUAAAGCGAAUUUAACGAUGAGGCCUCGUUAGGGUUAAGAAUGACGUAAGAACGGAGACCGCCAAAUGGUUGCCAAGGAAAAGAAAGAUCGCUAAAAAGAUGACUUUUUAGACUUAAAAAUAUCGAUUGAUCGGCAUAAAUUUAGUAAUAUAACAUUCAUAUCGUCGUCGUUGAUAAAAGAUGAAAGUGUUUAAGUGUGUAUAUAAUAGUUUACUUUCUCAUCGUCUACUUGACAAUGUCCAUUCUUGUUUUUCUGGUUGCAGAAAUGGUAGCGUCUAAUUUAAUUCUUUCAAUGCUUUUUUUCAUCACAGUUUUAUAAAAUUUCAAACUCGAAUUUCUCUUAUGAAGACCAAUUACAUGUGUAGUUCAGGAAUGAACUUAUACUCAGGGAUCCCAUCAACUUACAGUCAACCCAUCAGGAGGAGGAAUUAACAACUGUUCAGCAGCCCAUGGGGCAGUGUUGUCGAAAAAUAAGUGUGACAUCUGGGUAGAAGGUCACUGCUACAUGCCACAGUAGCGUGAGGAAAUGCUUUUGUGAUGAGAGAUUCAGACGACGAAUGUACGGCAACUUGUGGCGAUGCCAGAAUACCUACAAUUGCACAUUGUAGUCGUGUGGUCACAUCUGGGAGGAACACCCAAAGAGGACUUCUUGGACACCAAACAUUAGUGGACAAUGGGGAUAUUGAGAAGCAGUUCUGCUGUUCCGAACCAAGUUGUGGAAGAAGUUUUACAUCUAAAUUUAAAUUAAUGCGGCAUGCUCUCAUUCACACUGGAGAGCGAAGAUUCAAGUGUUCUGUAUGUGAGCGCUGUUUUCAUCGGAAGGACCACUUAAAAAAUCAUCUCCAAAUUCAUAAUCCUAAUAAAGCACUACACUCAUGCAACCAAUGUAGUAAAAAGUAUAGUUCUCUUUUAUCGUUCCGAAAACACUUGGCAUUCCAUGCUGCAGAAGCAGGAGAUCUGUCGUGUAAACUGUGCGGGAAAAUAUUUGCUGCACAGGAGGACAUAAUGUAUCAUCUGAAAGUACAUUCUGGAUCUAGGGCCUUAAAGGGGCCAAGUGAAAGAAAGUUUAAAUGUGACCAAUGUGACAGAUCUUUUUUUACUCGCAAAGAUGUUAAGCGCCAUAUGGUAGUUCACACAGGUGUCAGAAAUUUUUUAUGUCAAUUAUGUCCCCAGCGUUUUGGGCGAAAAGAUCAUCUAGUACGGCACAUCAAGAAAAGUCACGGUGCCCAUCAAGUUAUUUCUCAUCAAGGUAGUCCACUGAAAGUAGAAGCUACAACAGAGUCUAGGGGACCUUUAUGUCCUGAUAAUGGUGAUAAGUCAAGUCCUAUGUCAGCUCCUCUAUCUCUCCCAGAUGUGACUAGUAAUGUUCCACAAUCACCAUGUAGUUUGCCUCCAAUGUCUCUAAUGCAAGAUGCAAAUUAUGGAGCAAUGAAACAGGAAAGUUGUUUCACUACAUCGUCCGAUGGGCUGCUGUCAGGAGGAAAUUCUGGCUCAAUUGGCACCGACGAUAAUGAUGGGUUACUUAGGCUGGGAGAAAUAACACCAAGUCUUAUGCCUAUCUCCCAAUAUCUUCCACUUAAUACAUCCUUUAAUACCAGCCUACCUCAUUUGAUCCCCCCCAAUUGUUACCUUACCACCAUGCCAGGUUCUUCCAAUCUAUUGCCUGGCUUGGCUACUGAUGGAGUUCUACCAUCAAUUACUAGCAAUGCAAUUCCAUCCUUCUCCCCACCAGUGUCUUUAGACAUGGGGAAUCCUUCCCUACCUCAUUUUAGUCAGGCUUUUCAAUGAUGUUUACUAUUCUAGAGUCAAGGUCACAUCAUUCUUACUAUUUAUGACGUAAUUUGCUCAAUGAUAAAUACAAAAAAAAGCCUAAAAAUUUUAUAUAUAUACUUUGAAUGAAUAUAUUCAUAGAGAGAGAAUUCUUUUUUUAUCUCUGAUGGUAAUACCUAUUAUUCAUUUUAUUGGCCAAAUUAUUAUGACUUUUAGACAAUUAUACAGGUUAUUUAACUCAAGUUUUAACUAGUUUUACUAAUAAUCUUAAGUUUUAUUUCUAAUAGAAUUGAGAUGACUCUAUUUCAAAGUUUUGGGGGGACCAAUAUUAUAUAGAGUAGUAAUUGAUCAUUAUCAACUACCAAUAGUAAUUAAGUUAUUGAUUAUCCCAAAGGUUAUGCAAAAUUAUAGUCACAAAAUUAUAGACUAUAUUAAUACAUCUUUUCACUUUUAAGUCAUUGAUAAAUUUAGGAAUAAACUAAAUUUUUGUACUUAGAUCUGGCAAUUACUGGGAAAAAAAAAUUAUAUUGGAUCUGAUUGCUUAUUUACAGAUUGAUUAAUUUAAUAUAUAUUCUAUAAUUUUGCUAAUGAAUGCUUUCAAGUAAAUUAUAGAAUAGUUUAAAUUUUUAUUUAUUUAACAUGUAGCUGUUUAAAACUGAUUUAUACUGUACAAGCAAAGGUAAAAAUUUCUAUAUUUUUUAAUAAUAUAGUAAUAUGAUUAGUACUGUAAAUAUUUUUUUUCUUUAGUUAUAAUAAUGAAAAGUGUUUAAACUUUAAAAUACAAAAAAUACAUAUAUUGAAGAUACAAAAUUGUCUUCAUCUUCUUGUUCUGUCGUUUACAAUCAUUAGUAACAAUCCAAAAACAGUUUUCACUUACAGAGACAACAUUUUGUUUGAGCUGCACCUUCACAAAAAAUAUAAAAUGGAUAAAAGCAUCCUCUGGUGGCAAUGCCAAUACCAUAAUUCACAACAAUAGUUAAUUAAAAUUAAAAGAAAAUGACAAUUUUGUAUUUUCAAUAUAUUUUUUGUAUUUUAAUGUAAAUACUAUCAGCCAACUUUUACUUUUAAUGUUUAAACUUGAAUUAUUGCUUGAAGAUCUCCAAAUUUAAAAUUCCUUAACUCAUGCUGACUAAGGAAUAGUUAUAAGAAAUUAUGAAGAAAUUUUAUAUCUUUGUUAUAAAAUUUUGUUCUAAAUCUAUUGCAGAAUUUUUUUCUAAUUAAUGUAAUGAUUGUUACAUCAAGCAUUUUUUUUUCUCCCUAUUCCUUGAUUUUUAGCUAAAUAAGUUUCUUAAUAGAUAAAUAUAUAUAUAUUGUCUAAAGCUGCCAAUUAUUUUGAUCUGUUUCAUUGUUUGAAAAAUUUGUUUCUUUAAAAAAUAUGUUUAAAUCUAGUUGCCAACUUUAUAAUAGAUCUAUGAAAUUAAAUUUAGAUUAUUUUCAUUACCAUAUAGAAUUUAUAUAAUUGUUAUUGCUGUUUAUGUUCAGUUAGCUAUUAAUACUUAAAAUGUCAAUAAGAUAAAUAAGAAAUAUUUUAAAGUUUUGUUUUCAUAAGUAAUUUCCUCAUUAUUGAUCUAUGAAAAUUUUACUAAUUAUUAAUUUUUUUUGUUUAUGAAAUAUAAUUUAAUUUAGAUAAAUCCUAUUAAUUGUAAAUUCUUAGAUAGUUAUUUUUACUCAAAAAUAUAAAAUGUAAGAUUUUCCUAUAAACUUUCAUUCCGUAAA
This is a messenger RNA of Centruroides sculpturatus (bark scorpion), 3591 nucleotides long. Its product is annotated as zinc finger protein PLAGL1-like. Bases 643 to 1893 code for a protein of 416 amino acids. The transcript is spliced from 3 exons. NCBI's taxonomy places the organism in Eukaryota, Metazoa, Arthropoda, Arachnida, Scorpiones, Buthidae. The record is from RefSeq and is a predicted model, not a curated record.